AUGCCCGAAGUAACCAGUCAUAACCCCGGAACCUUCUGUUGGGUUGACCUUUCCACCACCGAUGGAGCGGCUUCAAAGCAUUUCUAUUCCCAAAUUCUGGGCUGGACCGCAAUUGACAACCCGGCCGGCAACGGAAUGGUCUAUUCCAUGAUGCAGAAGGACGGGGAAAAUGUAUGCGGCCUCUACGAGAUGACCCGGGAUAUGCAGGGUGUUCCACCCCACUGGAGCAGCUACAUUUCAGUAACCGACGUGGAUGCGGAGGUUGAGCGGAUAACUGCCGCCGGCGGCAUGGUAAUAAUGCCACCGGGGGACGUUUUCGAAGCCGGGCGCAUGGCAUUCGUUGCCGAUCCCACCGGCGCCGCCUUUGGCCUGUGGCAGGCAAGGGAACACAUCGGCUCUGAGCUUAUCUACGAACCGGGAUCCCUGGGCUGGAACGAGCUUUAUACGACUGACCCCAAUGAGGCCGCCGGCUUUUAUGCCGAUGUAUUUGGCUGGACCCGCGACACAAACCCGGUGACUGAGGAAGCCCGGGAAUACCACGAAUUCAAGGCCGGAGACAAGCCGGUGGGCGGAAUGAUGCAAAUCCAGCCCGAGUGGGGCGAGGUGCCGCCCAACUGGUCGGUCUAUUUCUGCGUUGACGACGUGUCAGCCAGCCUUCAAAAGGCACAGGAAUUGGGCGCCGAAGUAAUCGUGCCGGUUACGAAUGUGGAAAAUGUGAGUUUCGCCUUCCUGAAGGACCCUCAGGAUAUCUACUUUGGCAUUGUACAGGUGACGGGUUAG
Molecule: messenger RNA, 780 nt
Organism: Geodia barretti
Lineage: Eukaryota; Metazoa; Porifera; Demospongiae; Tetractinellida; Geodiidae
Source: the annotation of a GenBank genome assembly